AUGAUUAUUCAUUCUGAUUACGCUCCACAGCAAGAGGGAAAGCAUAGAUAUCGCUUGUGGACUUAUACAUCAUUAAGAACAAACACCUAUCGAGGACAAGUUCUUCAAACCCAAGAAUACAUUCUGAUCUCGAUACAUAUAAGCUACCUUCUCGAUGCUCUUAGCGAAUGCGACCAGAAGGACCCCGGCAUCCGGGAUCUGAGAUUGCUAAUUUCCGAGACCCUCGGUAUCACGAACAAGGUCAAGUGGCUUCUAUCCAGUCGGCCCGAGGUCGACAUCUACGACAAGCCCAGAAUCAAGGCGGAGGCACUGGGGAGCGGAGGUGGAAAUCGACGUCCGAAGUCGACCGGAGCCAGUAAACGCCGACAUGUACACAAGCUCUCCGAGCUCGAGCGUGACAACGGAUACAAGAUGUUUUGGACGAGAUUCGUCUUCAAGGAUAGCCCUCGAAAACGAUCUGUCCGAAUACGAAGCUGUCGGCGUGUGAAAGCCAGCCCUCCUUUAGCGAGUCUUCAUGAACGCAUGAUGGCCAAGAUCGAGAGCCAAGGCGGACAUGGUGCAGAGGACUUCAGGGGAGUCCUGGCAGCUUCCCGUCUUGCGACUCGACGGCUGUCUUACGCGGGAUCCAUGUCCUUGCUGGCUUUGCCGGAUCGUGCGCGAUCGGAGCUCAUUGUUCGGAAAACGCGGCUCGUUUGUAACGUCAAGGACGAUGUGCUCCACCUGCUUCGCAACUCCACGAAAUUAUCUGCGCGGCUAUUUUGUGUCUGAAGGUGGAAUUGAUCACCUCAUAUCGACCUGGCGGACGGUCCAUCGAUGCUAUGUCCGAGAGUCCGAAGCAAAAUAUCAUGAUCUCCAUCCAGGUGUGGAGUCCAAGGACAUCGCGGUGACGGAGAAAGACUCCUUGCGUGUUGUGCGAUAUCCUUGAGUCUUAGGUGAAACAUCUGUGCGAGGUUGAGAAACAAGCAUGGGACCGA
Messenger RNA from Aspergillus novofumigatus IBT 16806, 974 nucleotides. RefSeq lists its product as uncharacterized. Lineage: Eukaryota; Fungi; Ascomycota; Eurotiomycetes; Eurotiales; Aspergillaceae. The transcript is spliced from 3 exons. Bases 1 to 768 code for a protein of 255 amino acids. The record is from RefSeq and is a predicted model, not a curated record.